This is a messenger RNA of Quercus lobata, 1558 nucleotides long. Its product is annotated as NAC domain-containing protein 71-like. The transcript is spliced from 4 exons. Gene Ontology annotation, molecular function: DNA binding. Bases 136 to 1164 code for a protein of 342 amino acids. Gene Ontology annotation, biological process: regulation of DNA-templated transcription. The record is from RefSeq and is a predicted model, not a curated record. Lineage: Eukaryota; Viridiplantae; Streptophyta; Magnoliopsida; Fagales; Fagaceae.
UGGCCUAUAUAGUUCAAUAGUACAAGCCAUUUUAGUUCAUGUUCUGUGCUCUCUCUUUCCAAAUUUGGUCUCUCUCUCUCUCUCUCUCUCUCUCUCUCUCUCACACACACACACACACAAAUCAAACAGUGUGCAAUGGCACCCAUGAGUCUUCCUCCAGGUUUUAGGUUCCAUCCAACAGAUGAGGAGCUUGUUGCUUACUAUCUACAUCGAAAAAUUAAUGGCGGCACGAUUGAGCUUGAAAUUAUCCCAGAAGUUGAUCUCUACAAAUGUGAACCAUGGGAUUUACCAGAGAAAUCAUUUUUACCAAGCAAAGAUAUGGAGUGGUAUUUUUAUAGUCCAAGGGAUAGAAAGUACCCUAAUGGAUCAAGAACCAACCGAGCAACACGAGCCGGUUACUGGAAAGCCACUGGUAAAGACAGGCCAGUGCACUCUCAUAAGCACCCAGUUGGCAUGAAGAAGACUUUGGUGUAUUAUAGAGGUAGAGCUCCCCAUGGCAUCAGAACUAACUGGGUGAUGCAUGAGUACCGCCUUAUCGACUCCAUGUGUAGCAGUUCUGCAUCAUCAAGUUUGAAGGACUCUUAUGCAUUAUGUCGCAUUUUCAAGAAAACAAUACAGAUUCCCAAAGCCAAAGAAAAAGAACAGACUGAUAAUUUAGAGAAUGGUAAUUCAGUCUCAGCCUUGGAUGAACAAUUAUUGGGGAAUGAUACAAGUGGACCUGAAACUUUCCAAGGGAGAGAAGCAGAGGAUGAGAAUUUCAUUCAAGACUCUAAGUUUCCAUCAGACACUUCCUCUUCAGAUCUCACUCAAGGCACACCUGCUGAAACUGGCAUAGCUGAUGAUUUACAAGCUCCAUUUGCUUCAGAUGAAGCAAAUAGUGCUGCUAAUUUGUAUUCUCUUGGUGUGGACUACCCCUCAAAUCUAAUUCAGGAUAUGCAGAUACAAAGUUACACAAGUUUGGAUUAUCAACUUCCUUACCCACCUUUAGAACUUGAAGAUUUUCCACAGAUAAAUUUAACAGAGACGAAGCCUGUGAAACCUGAAAUCAUCGACGAAUACAUGUCAUAUGACAAGAUCCGGGAUUGUAUGAAUGGAACAUUAGAAGAAAUUUUCUCUUUAUGUUCCUCUUUAGACAACCCUGUUGCCCUUUCCUUGCAAGAGUGAGUAAACUAACUAAUAUGACAUCCGCAAAUAUUGUAUUACUAAAAUUCAUUGACACAAAGGUAGAAUAUUGUGUUCGGAUAAAAUAACCAAAAAUGGGGGAUUAUUUUGCCAACCAUGAAGAUGAUAUGGAUCGAUAUAUCAUGUACUACACUAUAGAAUGAUGACUGAAGGCAUAUAUAUGAGUAUUUUUCUUUUCUUUUUUCUUUUCCCUUUUCUUAUUGUUUUCUUCAUUUUUCCCUAUUACACAUUGGUGUUGGAAUAUCUUGUGAGUUUUGGAAAAGAAAUGAAAAGGCUAAUUUGUAAUGGUGUCGGUUCAUCUGAAUUAAAUACAUGUAUCCUUUUUGUAUGAACAUUAUUAUGAUCGAUAUAUCAUGUACUACACUAUAGAAUGAUG